This is a messenger RNA of Haliotis rubra (blacklip abalone), 705 nucleotides long. RefSeq lists its product as uncharacterized. The transcript is spliced from 3 exons. The coding region runs from base 1 to 705 and encodes 234 amino acids. Lineage: Eukaryota; Metazoa; Mollusca; Gastropoda; Lepetellida; Haliotidae. The record is from RefSeq and is a predicted model, not a curated record.
AUGGCCACAGACAAAAGCCAAGAAAAGGAGCAAGUCGCAGAUAAAAAUGCAAAUGUCCCAGAGACAGCAGAACCCAUGACAGUAAGCAGCUCUGCUGGAAUACAGGAGACAUCUGUAGCAGCUGAAGUGGAGAACCAGCAGCAACAAUUUCCUACUCCCUCACCUAAUGUGGCUGUCAUUCCAGACAAACACCAAGAAAAGGAGCAAAUCUCUGAUGAUGCAAAUGCGACAGAGACUGCAGACCCCAUGAAAGUAAGCAGUUCAUCUGUAUCAGUUGAGAACCAGCAACAACCAACUCCUACUACAUCACCUAAUGUGGGAUAUGUGACUGUUGUGUCAGCACAGACCUCUCCAAAUAUGAAGAGGAGAAAUUCAAAUGAAAUAGGAAAAGAAUCCAAAAGGGCAAGGGCCACAUCAGAAGCUGGAGAUGCUUUCUCUACAGACUCCACUGUUGCCAACACCACUGCAGUUCAUGCUCCUAAUGCAACUACUGCUAGUGUUACUGUCAGUGCUCCAAAACCAUCAACUGCCACUGUCUAUGUGAAAUUAGAAGGUUCACAUGCUGCUGGUUCUGAAGAUUCUUACAGGAAUGAAGGUGCUGGUGAUGUCCAAAGAAACCCAAACCCCAAUGAUUCACAGGGAAGCUAUAAGAGAGACAGCAAUGUGAACACAGUGAAUGAACAGAAGAAUUUGAUUAAGGAAUGA